Molecule: messenger RNA, 540 nt
Organism: Trichoderma aggressivum f. europaeum
Lineage: Eukaryota; Fungi; Ascomycota; Sordariomycetes; Hypocreales; Hypocreaceae
Exons: 3
Coding region: 1-540 (179 amino acids)
Source: RefSeq, a predicted model, not a curated record
AUGGACCGUCAUAUCGUCAAUCUUGUUGAGAAAGUCGACCGCGCAUGGGUUGACUACAGCGUGGCAAAAUGUGCCUAUACUACGUAUAAAAUGUCCAUCUUCUACAGAGAGAGAAACCCAGAGAUCCAAGAAUGGGGCGACAAGCAAUACCACAGUGCCGUGGAAGGACUUUUGCAGCAAAAAGAGUUGCUGCAGCUUCUACAGCAAAGGGCCCCAAUCAAGUUGCCAGAGGCCGUUUCCCGAGUCGUACAAUUCGAUUUUCUAUCGCCAGAUCUGGACCGCCAGCACAGGGAGAUCAAGGACCUGCGUGCAGCCCUUGCUGCAAAGAAUGGUCACACCUCCAGCGUCCUCUCCCCCAUCAGUGUCGACGCCUACAUCCCUUCCAUUGAAGGACGAAGCCUCUGGGGAGAAGAAACCAGCGCCCUCUCCGAUAUCGUUGCCGUUGAACGGCGUGGUACGCUCCACGGGGAAGAUACAGCCCCCUACGAACGCGAAAACAAGAAAAUCGGUACCAUUGUUGCAGGGCCAGACAAAGAUUGA